Messenger RNA from Emiliania huxleyi CCMP1516, 868 nucleotides. RefSeq lists its product as hypothetical. Bases 443 to 859 code for a protein of 138 amino acids. The transcript is spliced from 5 exons. The record is from RefSeq and is a predicted model, not a curated record. Lineage: Eukaryota; Haptophyta; Isochrysidales; Noelaerhabdaceae.
UGUACCUGACCCACCUUAGGUCGAACCCGAGGCGCGCGCGCCGCAGCGCUGGCACUUGGACGCGGUGCGUCGCUUCCCCGUCGCGGCGCUGCUGCUGCGCGGCGGCAGGUGGACCGAGUUUGCCGCAGGGCCGUACUCGGACUUCUCAGCCGGCGUGCCGGAGGACACACUCGAGCGAUGGUGCGCUCCGUGGAAGGACAUCAACGCGCCCACUUGGGAGAGUGGCAGCGCCGAGGAGUGGGAGCACUGGACGCACCACCUGCACAAGGCGCGGCUAGUCACGUCGGAGGCGCCGCCAGAGUGUGACUGGGAGACCCUCCCGCUCGCGCCGACGCCACGGCGCUCGCACGUCGGCGACGCCUCACUCUUCUGGUCGAACAAGGUCCACCGCGGCCCCGGCACAGACCCGGGUGAGUUGCGGUUGGUGCUCUUUUGCUCGUGGAUGCCGGCCAGCGGCCGCGCCGCCGCCGGCGAGAAGGGCGGCGAGAGGGGCGGCGGCGCCGAGGCGGCCGCGCGCGGCAGGCGAGAUGUAGCCGAGAUGCGGCCGAGAUGUGGCCGCGGAUGGAUCGGAUGCAGCACCGCCAGGCGACGGCAAGCGCGAGUCGGAGGGCCGACUGCAAUCUCGGGUCAUCUCGGGUCGUCUCGGGUCAUCUCGGGUCAUCUGGGGUCAUCGGCAGGCGCGGCAAGCGCGAGUCGGAGACGGACUACAACUACUUUGACACGCACCUCGAGUCGAAGCUCGUCCUCUCGAAGCGCGCGUUGCGCAGCAUCAAGCGGCAGCUCGCCCCGUGAGGUCCCGCCCCUGCCACGGACAGAGACGAUUUGGCGAACGACCGCUCUGCAGCCGAGGCUCAUCUGAGUCUUUGAG